This is a messenger RNA of Pan troglodytes (chimpanzee), 2762 nucleotides long. RefSeq lists its product as uncharacterized. Lineage: Eukaryota; Metazoa; Chordata; Mammalia; Primates; Hominidae. The record is from RefSeq and is a predicted model, not a curated record. Bases 28 to 420 code for a protein of 130 amino acids. The transcript has 3 exons.
UUCUCACGAGAUCUCAUGGUUUUAUAAAUGGCGGUUUCGGCUUUUCGGUCUUUCCUGCUGCUUUGUGAAGAAGGUGCUUGUUUCUUCUUUGCCUUCUGCCACGAUUGCCAUGUGAAUCGCACCCCUGGAACUGUGCAGGGCCCACCUGUGUGGCCACACGCAGUGACCCUGAGCAAAGGAGUGACCACAGAAGUGCAUGGCAAAGCAGAAAGGUGUGACGUCUUGGAGGACGCGGGAGGAAAGCACGCCCAGCGGACAGGAGCCAUCACGCGGCUGCGGGCUGCUGCUGAGAACCUGGCGUGGGCCACCAUCGUCAGCAGCGUGGAGCAGGACCUGGAGACUCAGGGAUGGGAUGAUGCCCUUGGAAGCCAUGAAUAUGCACCUUGGAAUAUCUGGAAGAUCCAGGAAGAUCCCAGCUGAGCCCUCUGCCAGUGUUUGCUGGGGAAGGAGCCUGGGUUUGCAGUCUCUUGGUCCCAGCUGCUGUUGGUCUUGUUCUGUGGCCAUGGGCAAAAUGACCGUCAUCUCCAACCUCAGCAUCCUCUUCCGUGGAGGGGCCAAUGACCACACCCAAAGGUGAUUCUCUCUGCAUUGUUCUCUCUCGACUUUCUUUUUUUUUUUUUUUUUUUGAGAUGGAGUCUCGCUCUGUCACCCAGGCUGGAAUGCAGUGGCACAAUCUCGGCUCACUACAGCCUGUGCCUCCCGGGUUCAAGCAAUUCUCCUGCCUCAGCCUCCUGAGUAGCUGGGACUACAGGUGCGUGCCACCACACCCAGUUAAUUUUUUUUUGUGUGUUUUUAGUAGAGAUGGGGUUUCACCGUGUUAGCCAGGAUGGUCUUGAUCUACUGACCUCAUGAUCCACCCACCUUGGCCUCCCAAAGUGCUGGGAUUACAGGCAUGAACCACCGCUCCUGGCAUUCUCUCUCGACUUUCAACACCACUCCAAUCCCAGCCUGAGGAAAGGCAGGGCUGAGAAGUGCGGCGGGGCUGUGUGCUCAGCCGGCUUUCAGCUCAUCCCGGGAGUGCACGAUGGUGCCUUGCUCACUCAAAUAAUUCAAAGAUGAAGCCAGUUGGAAGUAAUUGUUUAGAUUAAACUCCAUUACCCUUAAUAAAUAAUUGACCUGUCAGAUGUACAGCACUUACAAAGGAGCCUGCUCUUCUGCUCAGAAUGAAUGUGCUCGGAACCAGGGUUUACCAUGCGGUUCCAGGCAGCUUCCCCACACCACUAAUUACAUUCAGACAGAUGAGGCUUCCUAGAGGCGGGAUGUGUGCUUGCAGGUGGAGCUGACCUCAUCUGGCUAUUGUUUCUGAGCAGGUUCGAGUGGCAGAAGGGAGAGGCUUCCCUGGGGGUUGUGGCCAAAAGACCUUCCCCAGGAGCAGGGAGUCCCUUCCCCGUCAUCACACAGGCUGCAGGAGCUCUUGGUUCAGCUGCCAGUUGUCUGUGACUCAGAGGGCAGAGGGUAGAGGUGAAGGGCUCAACACCCCCCAGCUCACCCUCUCCAUGCCCGAUAAGCUCUCUGUGCUCUUAUAACUCAUUGAUGCUGGACAGCUGCCCAGACACACUCAGAUACUGAAGCUGUCCCGUGGGCUUCCUUAGCGGAGGUGGGAUUUGGCUUGUAGGUGACCUAUGCCGGGAGCCUGCCCUGAGAGUGAGGUGAGCUGUCUAGAGUCACAGUGCCCACCAUGGCCUUGAUGGCAGGUGGCCUCCUACCCAGUGCCACUACUGGCCUGCUGUCUGCCUCACCAGGCCCAGGUCAUCACCAGUGACUCGGCCUGGUGGCUGGGAUGGUUCAGGGAGGGAAGUGGCACCGUGUGUACGAGGCACAGAGCAAAGGUUCAGUGAGAAAGUGGAGGCUGACCCAAGCCUCUCCCCAACCCAUGGAGGUAGCAUCUCAGGAAUGGCUGCUGGCAACUGCCGUGCCCUCGGCCAGGCUACAGAAGCCGGCUGGCUGGACCCUAGCUUCUGUGGGUAACUCCCUUGGAGCCAUGGGGGAAUCGUUCCAGGUCCCGACCCAGAGUUUGGUGGAGCCGGUGGUCAGCCCUGCCUCCUGUUUCUCUCCCUGUCCCCCACUGUGUGCAAACAGCACCCAUGGCAGGUGUGGUCUGCAUGUCUGUGUCCCCCCAAAACUCAUAGGUUGAAAUCCUAACCCCCAGGGUGAUGGGAUUAGGAGGCGGGGCCUUUGGGGAGUGAUGAGGCCGUAGGGAUGGAGCCUCAUGAAUGGAAUGAGUGCCCUUAUAAGAAGAGGUGCUAGAGCGCUGCCUGGCCCCUUCCGCCAGUGAGGACACAGUGAGAAGGCACCGUCUGCAAGUCAGGAUGGGAGUGACAUGGUUUGGCUCUGUGUCUCCACCCAAAUCUUGUCUCAAAUUGUCAUCCCCAUGUGUCGAGGAAGGGGCCUGGUGGAAGGUGAUUGGAUCAUGGGGGUGGUUCCCCCAUGCUGUUCUCAUGAUAGCGAGUGAGUUCUCAGGAGAUCUGAUUGUUUAAAAGUGUGGCACUUCCCCCUUUGCUCUCUCUCUCCUGCCGCCAUGUGAGACAUGCCUUGCUUCCCCUUCCCCUUCCACCAUGAUUGUAAGUUUCCUGAGGCCUCCCUAGGCAUGCAGAACUGUGAGUCAAUUAAACUUCUUUCCUUUAUAAAUUACCCUAUCUUUAUAGCAGUGUGAGAAUGGACUAAUACAGGGGCCCCUCACUAGGAGCUGAAUCUGCCGGCACCUUGAUCUUGAACUUCCAGCCUCCAGACUGUGGAAAUAAAUGUCCGUUGUUUGCAAGCCU